UCGAAACAAACGGCCUCAACUCCUAUCUUUCCAUUGACAACUAGGAAGCUAAUAGAAGCUAUUACUCGAUGUAAUGGCAGUCCUUACAUUUCUCAAGCUGUGGGCAUUUACAGAAAUGAUGAUUCUAUGUGCUGGUGAGAUCAAACACAUGCAAAACAUUGCACUUAACAAAGCGUGCCAAAUGAGCUCAAGGUACAUCAUCGCACCAGGCAGGAUGACAGGCGAGUGCUCAGCAGCUAUUAAUGGAGACACAAACACCAUCUUAGACCUGGCUAGAAGUAGGUCUAACUGUAUUAACAACAAACUCGAUGACACUUCACCUUUCUGGUCGGUGGACCUGGGACAGGAGUUCAGCAUAAACACGAUCUCCAUCUACGGACGUGCUAACUACACAAACAGAAUGGGCUGCGUUAAUGUUUCGCUUGAUGGAAAAGUCGUCAAAAGAUUCAGUAAUACGAGCGUGUGGACCAACGAUAGAUAUGACAUCACAGUUGGUCGUAGUGGACGGGUGGUCAACAUCACCAAAGACUGUCUUGCUGAUGUGUAUUCAAUAAAUCUUUGUCAGGUACAGGUGUGGGUGUGUGAAGACGGCUGGUAUGGAGACAACUGUACACAAGUCUGUGGUCACUGUGCUGGUGGCUCUGUCUGUGACAAGAUCAACGGGAACUGUACAUCCUGCCAGACAGGCUUCCAGUUACCAAAUUGUACAGAAUGUAAGGACGGUUGGUAUGGAGAGAACUGUGGUGAAGUGUGUGGACAUUGUCUGAGAGGUAACACUACCUGUGACAACAAAAUCGGAUAUUGUCCUUCCUGUGGUGGAGCAUUUCAACCACCUCUGUGCAAAGAGAAGUGCAGUGCUGGGUAUUACGGUCAAAACUGCAAACAGACAUGUGGACAUUGUCGUGUUAACACCACGUGUGAUCCUGAUAAUGGCACGUGCACGUAUGGAUGCUCAGGGGGCUACAAGGAGGGUCUGUGUAGCGAAUGUGAAGAUGGUUGGUAUGGAGACGACUGUACUGAAACGUGUGGACAUUGUAUGGGAGGUAGCUCUACAUGUGACAAGAAAUACGGAAGCUGUUCCUCCUGUGAUGGAGCAUUUCAGCCACCUCUGUGUAAAGAAACUUGUCAGGACGGUUGGUAUGGGAAAAAUUGUCUUGAAAGGUGUGGUCACUGUGUGGGAGGUAACUCUACUUGCGACAAGACAAGUGGAAGUUGUCCUUCUUGUGACGGUUCAUUCCAACUACCUCUGUGUAAAGAGUCGGUGAUGCCAUCGUCUAAUGACAAGGAGACUGUUAGUCUGGUGGGUCCUGUGGCUGGUGCUGCUGCCGGCUGUAGUGUCCUUUUCUUUAUUAUUGGUGGUCUCUUUGUAUGCUGCAUCUUCAGAAAAACACGAUCUCGCCAUUCUGCUGGAGCGGUCCGUUCUCCGGAUGAAAUCUCAAUGACUUUUGGUUCCUCUAUGGCCACUCCUCGCUCAGAGAAUACUCCAGACAUCACAUCUCCAGAGAACAUUUCAGACCCCAGCGUCAACGUCUACGAUAAACUUCACGCUCGUGCCAACGACAACACAGCCGCCUACUCCUCCAUUACAUUGCACACGGACAGCAAGGACACUACGACAGCCACUGAAUAUGUCAACAUAACAAGCACUGCUAAUGACAAGAACCGUUACAAGAGAAAUCAAGGAAAAGUAGUUCGACAGUAGUUUUCAGCUAUCCUCGUGAAGAACUUAAGAAAUUAAUUACUUUGGAAAUGAACUACUAUACUUUAUUU
Pomacea canaliculata is the source of this 1770-nucleotide messenger RNA. Its product is annotated as multiple epidermal growth factor-like domains protein 10. Bases 74 to 1702 code for a protein of 542 amino acids. The transcript has 11 exons. NCBI's taxonomy places the organism in Eukaryota, Metazoa, Mollusca, Gastropoda, Architaenioglossa, Ampullariidae. Gene Ontology annotation, molecular function: scavenger receptor activity. The record is from RefSeq and is a predicted model, not a curated record.